Messenger RNA from Saccostrea cuccullata (small rock oyster), 606 nucleotides. RefSeq lists its product as uncharacterized. Lineage: Eukaryota; Metazoa; Mollusca; Bivalvia; Ostreida; Ostreidae. The record is from RefSeq and is a predicted model, not a curated record. The transcript has 3 exons. Bases 1 to 606 code for a protein of 201 amino acids.
AUGAUCAGUCUCUAUCGUUUUGGACAAUUCCUUGCUCUGUUACAGACGUGCUACUCUCAGUGCUCCGCUCCAUUCGACCCCAAAUCUUUGCUCAUUAGCAAUUAUAAAAAUUCCUCACAUCCAGGUUUUAACCUUUUGAGAAAUGCCGACAUUGCAAUGUGCAUGAUGAUUUGUUUUAAGUUUAAAUUGUGUCUCUCAGUGGAUUGGAUACAAGAAGAAAAGAUAUGUCGGCUAAACUCAAAGUUUAUCGUCAAGCAUGACAUCAGUCUAAUGACUAACGGCAUGACCUUUCAUGCCGAACGGGAAAAUUUUCCAGUGCACUUGGCGGGCAAUUGCUUAAACAACGUCUGUACUGAGGAUAGCAUUUGUAUUGGUGGUAAAUGUGUACAAGUUUUAAAAGAAAAAAUAUAUAAAGAUUGUUCAGACAUUGUGAAAAGAGACCCAGACAAGAUUGAACAAGAUGGAGUGUAUGUUAUUUACGCUGACACAUGGAGAGAGGUCUUCUGUGACAUGACGACAGAUGGAGGAGGGUGGACGGUGAGUAGUGUGUUUUAUUGUCAAUGUUAUUCAUCGACAACACCUGGAGAUAUGUCUACUGUGAUAUGA